AAAAGUUGAAUCGAACUACCUUCGUCCCAAAAUACAUUACCGAUAAAUAAAAUUAAAUUGGGGCAGUUUCCUUUCCUUUUCCUGCUAGGUUUUUGCUAUUACUACGUAUAUCUCUACCACUAUAUAUAUCAUAUUCAUUCAUCUCCCGCUUCGUACACAGAAAUCUGAAAGAGAGCUUCGUACACAGAAAUCUGAAAGAGAAAAUUUGGGUUUUCCAUUGUACAGGUUGUUGAAGAUCGCGAUCCAGGAAAAUAAUGGCAUACAGUACAGAUUUUGACGAUGACCUAAUCAGCAAUCUCCCAGAUGAGCUUCUAUCUUCAAUCAUCACACUCCUUCCGGCGAAAGAAGCCGUAGCAACCACCGUCUUGUCUCGCCGGUGGAGCCACUUGUGGACGUCCCUCUCUCGCCUCGAUUUCGACCAUUUAAUUGAUCCAUUCGAAAGCAUUGAACACGUCGUCUCGUCUCAACAGGGUAAUGUCACCGUCUUCCGGAUUUGUCACUCUCCGGAAGACUGGCCGCGUUUGGCGAAAUUGAUCAAUCACCUCAAAGUGGACAAAGCCAUAGAAGAGCUCGGACUCACUUGGAUAGAUGAUGGGUACGAUCGGUGUCUUGACUCGUCUAUUUUGCCGGCGAGUUUCUUCCGGUGUGAAACUCUCCGUGCCCUAGAACUCAGUAAGUACAAGCUCCGUGCCGACAACUUAACUAUUGCGCCUGCUUUUCAAGGUUGUGUGAAUCUCACAACUCUAAAUCUCAACUCGAUCCGAUUAACCUCUGAAAUUCUUUUCAGAAUCACAUCCAACUGUAAAUUAUUGGAGAAUUUGAGCAUAUGUUCUUGUAGGGGAUUAGAUUAUCUUAAAUUUUUUUCGGACAAGCUGAAGUUUUUGAAACUCAGGAAUUUACAGGCAAACGAUGUGGAUAUAUGUGGCAAGGGUAUCACUGGACUAGUGUUUCAUAAUGUUUCUUGCUCCUCGAGAACUAUUUUUAUUCACUGCCCAAACCUCAAAGAAUUUCGACUUUAUUGUCAAAAUCUCACAUAUUCUCUGGUUCUCCAAAGAUGUUUUGGUCUCCUGAGAAGUAUUACUGAACAUGGAGGAGAAGCCUUUCUUUCUCUCCCGGAUUUGCGCUUGUUAUGCACUAAAUUAGACUUGAACAACAUGGAAGACGCCAUUUUACUCUCUUUAAUCUUCAGAUCGAGUGUCCAUCUACAAGAAAUCGACAUUAUAAAUCGGGCCAGAUCAAAUUCUAGAAACGUCCAACUUCCAUAUGACGAGUCUAUGUUUUGGGAAAAAACAGAAUUGUUCGAUAGUAUAACGCAUCACCUCAGGGUAGUUUGGAUAAGGGGUUUUGCAGGAAGAGAGAGAGAAAUGAGGCUUGCUUCUCAUCUCAUCCAGAAUGCUACUAUGUUGGAGAAAAUUGUGAUACAAUGCAACAAUAAUAAUUGUUCGGGACAUGGAGCACUCACCAUGAGAAUCUUGCAAUUGCUGCCAAAGGCCUCCUUAAAUGCUGCUGUAAUCCUGAAACCGCCCUCCAAGUUUAUAACCGAGGUUGGUGAUGAUUUUGAUUAUUGGGUUUCGACACGUCAAUGAUACUGUGUUGAACAUCACUGUUAAUUUCAAAAGUUAUAUUAUUUUCAUUAUCAUAUGGAUUAUGGGGAAAGAUACGUUAGUAUGAAAACUGUACAUGCCUAGUUGUUCUGCUAUUUGCGAGGUCAAUUUGAGAUUUGUUUUUGCAAGAGAACUGAAUAUUUAGCAAUAUGUAUGGGCUAAUCUUUGUAAUAUUUCUGGCUCUCGUUGCUUGCAUGCGGGAAGCAUUGGAAGAAAAUUGCAACUUGAAUUUCAUUAAUGUAUUUUGCACUUUCAACUUCUGUGACUGCACAUUUGCUGUGGACUAGAUAUGCUGAUUUAUUAUUAUUAUUAUUAUUCCAUUGGAUUUUGAAAUUUUCUUUUUUAA
Messenger RNA from Cornus florida, 1950 nucleotides. Its product is annotated as F-box/LRR-repeat protein 25-like. The record is from RefSeq and is a predicted model, not a curated record. The transcript has 3 exons. NCBI's taxonomy places the organism in Eukaryota, Viridiplantae, Streptophyta, Magnoliopsida, Cornales, Cornaceae. The coding region runs from base 255 to 1586 and encodes 443 amino acids. Gene Ontology annotation, molecular function: protein binding.